Messenger RNA from Cottoperca gobio, 3979 nucleotides. RefSeq names its product molybdenum cofactor synthesis 1 (gene mocs1). Gene Ontology annotation, biological process: Mo-molybdopterin cofactor biosynthetic process. Gene Ontology annotation, molecular function: metal ion binding; GTP 3',8'-cyclase activity; 4 iron, 4 sulfur cluster binding. Lineage: Eukaryota; Metazoa; Chordata; Actinopteri; Perciformes; Bovichtidae. The record is from RefSeq and is a predicted model, not a curated record. Bases 92 to 2332 code for a protein of 746 amino acids. The transcript has 11 exons.
CCCCUCCCAGUCUUCGGGUCAACUGCCAUGUUUUACUGCAGAGGAGCUCUUACGAAGAGCACCGACAACAGCUACAGAAAGCCUCGGAGCUAUGACUACUCACGCUAGCAUGUGCUGCCGCUUGUUUGACAGACAUGUGAGCUCAACACAUUUCAGAAAACUCUUCGUCCAAUGCGUAAAUGGGAACUUUCAGCGACUGUAUUCCGGUGCUACGCACAACGAAAAUGAGCUUAAACUUGGAAACUCGACUUCAUCGGCUGCCAACUUCGCUUCUUCAACGAAAACCAGGUCCAAACAGGAGAGGCUAAGAGACGACAGCAUACUGCCCUUUUCAGCCUUCUUGACUGACAGCUUUGGUCGGAGGCACAGCUACCUGCGCAUCUCCCUGACUGAGAAAUGCAACCUGCGCUGUCAGUACUGCAUGCCAGAGGAAGGGGUGAAGCUUACACCCCGGGGCCAGCUGCUGUCCACCUCGGAGGUUCUGACCCUGGCUCGCCUCUUCGUCCAGGAGGGGGUGGAGAAAAUCCGCCUCACUGGAGGAGAGCCCCUCAUCAGACCUGACAUACUGCAUAUCAUCGCAGAACUGAGGAAGUUGGAGGGCCUGAAAACUAUUGCAGUCACAACCAACGGCAUGAACUUGGCCAGGCUUCUGCCUAAGCUGAAAGAUACUGGCCUUGACCUGCUUAACAUCAGCCUGGACUCACUGGUCCCUGCCAAGUUUGAGUUCAUUGUCAGGCGGAAAGGGUUCCACAAGGUCAUGGAGGGCAUCGAGAAGGCCAUCGAUAUGGGAUACAACCCUGUCAAGGUUAACUGUGUGAUCAUGCGAGGCUUCAACGAGGAUGAGCUGCUAGAUUUUGUGGCGCUGACGGAGAAGAAGCCUCUGGAGGUGCGCUUCAUCGAAUACAUGCCCUUCGAUGGCAACAAGUGGAACUUUAAGAAGAUGGUGAGUUACCAGGAGAUGCUGGACCACAUCAGGCAGCAGUGGCCAAACCUGGAAAAGCUUAAAACUGGACUCACAGAAACGGCCAAGACAUUUAAAGUGCCAGGCUUCAAAGGGCAGGUGGGCUUCAUCACCUCCAUGUCGGACCAUUUCUGCGGCUCCUGCAACCGCUUACGUAUCACUGCUGAUGGAAACCUCAAGGUUUGUUUGUUUGGGAACUCUGAGGUGUCUCUGAGAGAUAUCUUGCGCUCCGGAGCAUCAGAUGAAGAACUACUGCAAAUCAUUGGAGCUGCUGUUGGCAGGAAGAAGAAACAACAUGCAGGCAUGUUUAAUAUCUCCCAGAUGAAGAACAGGCCUAUGAUCCUCAUUGGCACCACAUCCAAAAGGCAUUUGUCUCUGCCAGAGUCCCAAGACGGUCAGAGAGCUUUCCCCAUUGUUUCCCAUCUUACAAACGACAUAUUCCUCUCUCAAACAGCGGCUCCUCACAUGUACCGAUCAAGCAGCAGGAGAGUCCUGAACAGAGAGGGUUUUUGGUGCCUUCCAGAAUGCAUUGCUUUAACGCAGGCUGCCCAUGUUUGCUGCCCUAGAACCUUAACGAGUGGGGGUACCCAUGUUAGGUCGCAUAUCAACAAAGAUGCACGCACAAAUGUCAUGUGCUACAUUAAAGAAGACUGUCUCAGGUACGCACAAACCAGGGGUCAUAAUGCUUUGAAGAGCCACUCACUCAGGACCCCAGGAAAACCUAUUUUUUGCACACUUCUAAUGAAUGCCAAAAUAAAUCCUAAACAACAUAAUGUUAGACUGUGCCACAAUCAAAGCUCCAGCAAAGACCCCAGUGUCGAACUCAGACGAUCUGUGAGUGAUCAGACCGAGUCGGGCACAAAGGUCUACAACACUCACCUUGAUGAAACUACCGAAGCCCAGCUGACUCAUACGGACGCCCAGGGCCGAGCCACCAUGGUGGAUGUUGGUGGGAAAGUUCCCACACGUCGAACAGCCACAGCCUGCGCCACCGUCAUCCUCGGCCCCAACGCCUUCCGGCUGCUUCGGGAUAACCAGCUGGCUAAGGGCAACGCCUUGGCCGUGGCGCAGCUGUCUGGCAUCAUGGCUUCCAAGCAGACCUCAGCCCUCAUCCCGCUCUGCCACCCGCUCCCCUUAGACCACGCCUCCGUCACCUUUGAACUCGAUGAGCUGCAGAACGCUGCGAUCAUCACAGCAACGUGUCGCACUACGGGCAGGACAGGUGUUGAGAUGGAGGCUCUGACAGCCGUUUCCGUUGCUGCGCUGACCAUUUACGACAUGUGCAAGGCAGUGAGCCAUGACAUCAUCAUCACAGAUGUAAAACUGGUCAGUAAGACAGGCGGGAAGAGAGACUUUCAUCGCCAUCCAUGACCUCCUCCCACACAAGUGAAUCCAACCCAUGAAAGAAUGAGAAUUAAUGAACUGUAAGCAUCAUAAAGACUGCACCAAUUUUCACUAGAAUUGUCAUAUUUUUCUACAAACUAAAAUGUAUGCCAUCAGAAUAAUUUCACAGACGCUCUUAUCACAUGAAAACAACGUAUACUUAGAAGUUUACCCCCAGCCUGCCAGUAGCUUACUUGAUUGCCUACUCCACUGACAUUGUACUGAAGUUGAAUGACUUGAUCCGACACUUUUCCCACACAAUAUGAAUCAUGUUAUCUAAACAGAGUUUAUGUUAAUUAAAAGCCCAGGUGCAGAGUGUGUGAUUCAGUGUCUUGGUGGCUCUUCCCUGGUCUGCUGGUAGACAUCAAGUCUAACUGAAACAUCACAGUGUGGCUACAUUACAUUAUUAUUACAUUAACACAGGGGUGUCAAACUCAUUUUAGUUCAGGGGCCACAUACAGCACAAUUUGAUCUCAAGUGGGCCGGACCAGAAGAAUUUUGGCCCACGGGCCGUAUGUUUCACUCCCCUGCAUUAACAGCACUGAUGUUUUUACAAUUGAGUUUUGGGGUUUAUUCAGUGGCUUCACAUCGACGUUGCUUUCCUCAAGUUGUCUGUGAUGAUAGUUGAUAAAGAAUUCACUCUCAUAUUUGGGCUUUUACUGGAUUUCAUUUGAGUUUUUAUUAUUUUCCUUCUACCUGUAGUAUACUGGAAACACUGGAUAUUUGUACUGGUACCUCAUUACAGUAGAGAAGGACAGUAAGGCAACUGUUUUCUUUAGCUUUUCCCCUUAAAUAUCAACCAUAAACUAAUUACACUACGUUACUACAUUAUUUAGUAGUUUGAUUUUAUUUCCCUCUAGAAUGAACUUGACUGAUUGUGUUUGUUGAUUUGAUGGUCGCUCAAGAUGCGUCAUUGAACUAGGUGGAAUUACAACUGAUGCAGCCUCCAUGUCUUGCAAGUCACAUUCAUUCAGUCAGUAUUACUGUAGGUAUGAUCCCAUCUGGUUUGCCCUGUAGACCAGCAGUGCUCACUUAUUGCCUUUGGAGAACUGUAUAUUGUCAUGAUUGUAUCAUAGCAAAUAGUUGAGUGUAUUAUUCACUCUGCAUUCAGAUCACUUGCUUCAACCAGCUUCAUUGCACUGCUCCUUUUUUUUAUUUAUCAAGAAGUAAAUGCAAGCUGUGAAUUGUUGGGGACUUGUUAAGCAUUUACUUUCCCUUACACAUAUUAAAGUAUUCUACAACCUUUCUCCUGUGAUGUUGUAUGUUUUGCAGUUGAUCACUUCAUCCAAUGGGCUCCAUGAAGGUGUGAUUUACUCUUAUAUAAAUGCAGAUAUUAAUGGAAAAUCUCUUGUAGCUUUAAAGCACAUUAACACUUGACCUGAAUAUUAUCAGAUUUAUAUUAAAAACGGUAUAAUGCAAAGAUCUUUUGCUUUAUGAAGUGAUGCAUUUAUUAUUAUUAUUAUUAUUAUUAUUAUUAUUAUUUUAAACCCUUUUCUAAACAUAGCUUGGCGUUCUUACACUUUGUGUUUCAUGAUGGUUUCAUAGUCUCUGUAUUCCUAAUAUACACGUAGUUAUCAGUAAGAGCCCUGUACCAUGUAUUGCUACUUACACAAAUAAAGGACAGAAUAUUAGAAA